UUUUAUAAAUACUCACAACACACCUUUCCUCCCCGUUAAAGAGAGAUACAGGCCAAUUAAUUAACUCAAGAAAAGAGAGCCGAAAGAAAUGAUGAAGGUCUUAGCAUGGACAUUCUCUUCAAGCUUCCUCCACCUCUACCCUCCAAAGCUAACAUUUUGUUUACUCUUCUUCUUCCUCUACAUCCUCCUUCACCUUACCAUCAUGGCUUUUCGUUUUCUCUGGCUCAAACCUAAGAAAACAGAGCAUUUUUUCUGGAACCAAGGCCUUCGUGGCCCUCCUUAUCGCUUUCUCUUCGGCAACCUCGGCGAGAUGGUUUCCAUGAUGCUUGCAGCCUCCUCCAAACCCAUGAGACCUCCCUUCUCUCACAACAUCCUUCCUCGCGCUCUCUCCUUCUAUCACCACUGGAAGAAAGCUUAUGGAUCAACCUUUCUGUUAUGGUUCGGUCCAACCCCACGGCUCACCGUCGCCGAUCCCGACCUUAUUAGAGAAAUCUUCGUCUCCCGGGCGGCGGAUUUUGACCGUUAUGAAGCCCACCCUCUCAUCCGACAGCUUGAAGGUGAAGGACUUGUUAAUCUCCGCGGUGCCAAAUGGGCUCUUCACCGGAAGCUUAUUUCUCCAGUCUUCCAUAUGGAAAACUUACAACUGUUAAUGCCGGCAAUUGGGGAGAAGAUGUCUGCCAUUCUGGAUAAGCUCUCCGAAGCAGCGGCGAUGCCGGGGUCUUCAGGAGAGGUGGAGCUGGAUGUAGCAGAUUGGUAUCAAAGCCUAACGGAAGAAGCCAUUACUCGAGCGACAUUUGGCCGUAGCUAUGAUCAAGGCAAAGCUGUGCUCAAGUUGCAGACGAAACUCAUGGUUUUUGCAGCCGAAGCCUUUAACAGAGUCUUCAUUCCUGGAUACAGAUAUUUGCCAACUGAGAAGAACAGGAGAAGAUGGAAGCUGGAUAAGGAAAUCAGAGAGAAUCUAUUGAGUUUGGUUGGUUGUCGGCGAGAGGAGAGAAAGCAGGAGGCGGCGGCUGCGCCGGCGGCCGCCGCCGCCGGCGAGGCGAAGGAUUUGCUCGGUCAAAUGACAGCUGCGGCGGCGGCGGACAUCACUAUUAACGAUAUCGUGGAGGAAUGCAAGACCUUCUUCUUCGCGGGUAAGCAGACCACUACAAAUCUGCUGACUUGGACCACCGUUCUUUUAGCCAUGCAUCCGGAAUGGCAGGACCUGGCACGUGAUGAGCUCCUCAAAGUCUGCGGCUCACGUGAUGUGCCCUCCAAAGACGACCUCCCAAAACUAAAGACGCUGGGAAUGAUUGUGAACGAGACGCUGAGACUGUACCCGCCGGCGGGGGCCACCAUCAGGAGAGCGAACGUGGAGCUAGGAAGGUACGUUGUCCCGCGAGGCACUGAGAUAUUGGUACCAAUCAUAGCCAUUCACCACGAUGCCGGGCUGUGGGGCCCGGAUGCGGCCCGUUUUAACCCGAACCGUUUCGCCGAGGGAGCGAGCCGGGCGGCCCGACACCCGAAUGCAUUCAUGCCUUUUGGUCUAGGUCAGCGCAUGUGCGUCGGUCGGGGCCUCGCCGUGCUUGAGGCCAAGCUAGCGCUCGCCGCCUUGCUUCGCCGCUUCGAGAUUCGUAUAUCGCCCAAAUACGUGCAUGCGCCGACGGUUCUGAUGAUGUUGUAUCCACAGUAUGGUGCGCCUGUGAUUUUCCGUCCGAUCAGCGCAGCUCGAUGAUGUGAAAUGACGGAAAUGCCACUAGGAAAAAAAAAUGAAGUAGGAGUUUUUAUUUAUUUAUUUAUUUUACUUUCAAUUGUUUUAUUAUAAGAAUUUUUUUGUUAAAUUAAUGCAAAUGUCAAAGAGGAGGAACACCCAUCUGUUAUGUUGUAUGGAAUUGUUUUGUAAUUAUGUAAGAUUGUUGGGUGUUCUCUCUUAGCAAUGUAGGAUUAUAAAUAUCGGUUUGCAUUUCUAGGCAGAUGUGUUAUUUUACAAACGAGUUAUCUAAUUUUCUGAACUGAAAAUAAAAUUGAAUU
Phalaenopsis equestris is the source of this 2010-nucleotide messenger RNA. RefSeq names its product cytochrome P450 734A6-like. Gene Ontology annotation, biological process: brassinosteroid metabolic process; brassinosteroid homeostasis. NCBI's taxonomy places the organism in Eukaryota, Viridiplantae, Streptophyta, Magnoliopsida, Asparagales, Orchidaceae. The record is from RefSeq and is a predicted model, not a curated record. Gene Ontology annotation, molecular function: heme binding; iron ion binding; monooxygenase activity.